UACAUGUGUUGCUGGUCUAGGUCUCCCUGAUCUGGUUCCUGAUCCGGACUACAUCCAGACCGGCAGCUACGUGCAGAGGAUGCCGAUGUACAGCCUCCGCUGUGCUGCCGAGGAGAACUGCCUGGCCUCCUCCUCCUCCUCCUCUCAUCACUAUGACACCCGGGUGUUGCUGCGGUUCCCUCAGCGGGUGAAGAAUCAGGGAACAGCUGACUUCCUGCCCAGUAGACCUCGAUACGAGUGGGAGUGGCACAGCUGCCAUAACCACUUCCACAGCAUGGACGACUUCAGCCUGUACGAGCUGCUGGAGGUCGGCUCCGAGAGACGAGUGGCCGAGGGACACAAGGCCAGCUUCUGUCUGGAGGACACGUCAUGUGACCCGGGGUACUACCGCCGCUACGCCUGCACCUCCCACACACAGGGCCUGUCCCCCGGGUGCUAUGACACCUACAACGCCGACAUCGACUGUCAGUGGAUCGACAUCAGCGACGUCUCUCCGGGGAAAUACGUCCUCAAGGUGACGGUGAACCCCAAGCAGAACGUCCCAGAGUCCGACUUCAACAACAACGUGGUCCGCUGUGACGUCCAGUACACCGGCACCGCCGCACACGUGACCGACUGCACCACCACCCGCUGAGACGCAUUCUGAGGUUUGAUCUGGAGAUUUGAUGGAAGAAAUAAAGACUCAGCAAAGCCACAGGAUGAAGAUAUAUAAGGAGUCCAUAAACACGCGUGUGUGUUCCAUGUAUAAACACGUGUGUGUGUGAUCUGAAGCGGCCUUCUCGUGUGUUCUGUCUGACUAAAAUAUAAAUAAGUGCAAAAUAAAUACGUAGUGACUAAAA
Molecule: messenger RNA, 839 nt
Organism: Gasterosteus aculeatus aculeatus (three-spined stickleback)
Lineage: Eukaryota; Metazoa; Chordata; Actinopteri; Perciformes; Gasterosteidae
Source: RefSeq, a predicted model, not a curated record